Gallus gallus (chicken) is the source of this 8303-nucleotide messenger RNA. It is a transcript of the gene GPR26, whose product is annotated as G protein-coupled receptor 26. The coding region runs from base 109 to 1122 and encodes 337 amino acids. Gene Ontology annotation, cellular component: membrane. The record is from RefSeq and is a predicted model, not a curated record. Gene Ontology annotation, biological process: adenylate cyclase-activating G protein-coupled receptor signaling pathway. Lineage: Eukaryota; Metazoa; Chordata; Aves; Galliformes; Phasianidae. The transcript has 3 exons. Gene Ontology annotation, molecular function: G protein-coupled receptor activity.
GGAGGGCAUGCGAGAGUGCGAGCAGGCUGGGAAGGAGGGCGAGGGGAGAGCGCCUCGCGCCAUGGUCCUCGGGCACUCGGAGAUGUCCCUCCUGUGACUGGAUGCACCAUGAGCAUCUGGGAGGUGAUCCUGGCUUUCGUGGUGGUGGUGCUGAUGCUCGUGGCCCUGCUGGCCAACGUGCUGGUGCUGAUGUGCUUCUUGUACAGCGCCGACAUCCGCAAGCAGGUCCCGGGAUUGUUCAUCCUCAACCUCACCUUCUGCAACCUGUUGAUGACCGUCUCCAGCAUGCCCCUGACCCUGGCUGGGAUCAUUUACAAGAGGCAACCGGGAGGAGAUCAGAUCUGCCACGUUGUGGGCUUCCUGGAGACUUUCCUCACCACGAACUCCAUGUUGAGCAUGGCAGCGUUGAGCAUUGACAGGUGGAUUGCCGUGGUCUUCCCUCUAAGUUACCACUCCAAGAUGAGGUACAGAGAUGCUGCUCUCAUCCUGAGCUACACGUGGUUACACUCCGUGUCAUUCCCCAUAGUGGCAGCGUCUCUCUCCUGGGUGGGUUUCCAUCACCUCUAUGCCUCCUGCACCCUGUACAACAAGAGACCAGAGGAUAGGACACAGUUUGUGAUUUUCACUGGGGUCUUUCACACCCUCAGCUUCCUCCUCUCCCUUAUAGUCCUGUGUUUCACUUAUCUCAAAGUGCUGAAGGUGGCACGGUUCCACUGUAAGCGGAUUGACGUGAUCACUAUGCAGACCCUGGUACUGCUUGUGGACAUCCAUCCCAGCGUAAGAGAGCGUUGUCUAGAAGAGCAGAAGAGACGGAGGCAACGAGCAACAAAGAAAAUAAGUACCUUCAUUGGCACCUUUAUACUUUGUUUUGCACCUUACGUUAUCACAAGACUUGUUGAAUUAUCCUCUACGAUCCCCAUCAACUCCCACUGGGGAAUUAUCUCCAAGUGCUUAGCUUACAGCAAAGUUGUUUCAGACCCUUUUGUGUACUCUUUGCUACGGAAUCAGUACAAGAAGACAUGGAAGGACAUCAUAAACAAGAUCCUCAAAAGGAGCUCCAUCAACUCCUCUGCCCUCACGAGUGAGUCGCACAAUCGAAAUAUAUUGCAGCUGAAUGAAUGAGGAACCUUCCUCGUGGGUAUGGGAUCUUCCAGAAGCAUUAAAUGAUAUAUGAGAAACAACAGUAACUGGCCUAUCCCUAGUAGCUAUCCUCAGCUGUCAAGGCUUCGGGAGAUGGUCACAGGGGCUGUGACCCUCCCACAGCCCUCGUACACCCAUGGGAGGCUGCUUUGAGCGUCCUCUCUCCAACAGCAGCGUGCUAUUGGUGCGUGGGCCUGCAGACUUCGCCAAGACCAAUCUCCCAUUGAUUUCCAUCAGCAGUUAUGCAUAGAGUGAAAAGCUGCUCCUUGGUGGAAGGGCUCAUGAGAUUAGCAGGAGCAGAAAGGUGCAAUAGUGAGAUUAUUUAAAAAGAAAGCCACACAGAGAUAUCUGUGCUAUGCUCUUCAAUGGCUGCAGAUCGGAGUCUCUCUGAUGGAUCUGCCAGCUUUACAAAACAACCUCAACCUGGUUGCUUCAGCAGGUACCCUAUAGAAAAGAUCUCAAUAGGAAAAUCUUAACAGCAAAAUCUUCACCUGGGCACUCGUACAGUGCCCAGUAUAGCUUUCAAUCUCAUCUAGUACAUCUCAUUUGAACAAUUCUGUUGAACUGAGUGGAAGGAAAAUUACUUUACUAGUACACUACAUCCUGGAUUCUGAUGUGUCUUCUAAGUAACUUUCUCAAAAUUCUAUUAUUUUCCUCUCCAUUAAAUUUUAAAAUAGUUUAAAAAAAAAAAAAAAGGUAGAUAGAUAGGAUGGAAAGGUUAGGAUGCCUCCUGCCUACCCUCAACCCCCCUUUUUAGGAUUUCUGAAUUAUAAAGAGAUGGAAUUUGUCCCAAAGCCGCAAAAAUCAAGAAAUCAAUAAUAAUUAAUUGGUUGACACUGCUAUGAUUUUAGUAAUAGUUCAUAAAACAACUUGCAUCCAGAAAAUGUGUCUUCCUCAUAAUCUCUUGAAAUUAUUUUCUGGUAAAGACCUAUUGGUUUCAAAGGUUUGACAUUUAUACUUUGAUUGCCAAAAGACUUGCAACCAGCUCUGACCUUAACUCUGUAACCAUUUGUCUCCAGCAAAGUCCACAAGGCAAAGGUAAGAUAACAUAAGAAAUUUUUACUUACUAGGUCAAGAAACCUUCUGUUCGGUGGCCAUAAAUCCACAGAUGAUAGUUGGUAAAGGUGAAACAGCAAAUACACCACAGAUUAUGAAUAGUCUUGGCUUAUCAGGUUCCAUGCAUGCAGUGGCAGUUUAUAUAGCAGCUGACAUUGCUGGCUCCGUUAACAUCUAUUCUUCCUUAUAUUCCAGCUGUAAAUACGGAAAUCAGAAUCAUAUUGAUGGAAUUACUUUUUAGCUGCCACUUCUUGUGUCCUCCAAGCAAAGGGCACUGGAUGGCAUCUAUAGCUCUGCAAAAGACCUUUCCUUUGCUUGGAAGAUACAAGAUGAAGAAGCUAAAUUAGUAUAUUCUGCUUCAUUUAUGAUAAGUAACCAAUAUCAGUCACUUUGCAAACCGCGGCAUACUCUGUUUUACAGGUUCCACCCUGAAUAUUUGUCCUCUAACACAACAGAGAUUAUGACAACAACAAUUGCCAUCAAUUCAAAACCUGGAUAGGUAACUUGGUGAACCCCAAAGUCAACGUAUUUGGGGUAAUAGCUCAGGUGCUGGUGUGCAGAGCCUCGCCUUAGCCCCACUCCCUGGCAUGAUAUCACAGCUGCAAGGAAAAUGAUAAUCUAAUGUUAAUCUCAUCGCCACCUGCUUUGUAAAUGCAAGAUUUAAUAGAAUGAAGAUCAGUAACAGCCAUGUAAAUAAAAAUCUUCAGCUUAGCUAUCCAGUUUAGUUAUAAAACCACAGGAUAAAUGAAGUAAAAUACAUACACAAAUAUAGUCAUGGGAUCUAAGUUUUGCCAACACUGUGUUCAGGGUUAGCCAUUCGUCAUGUUACAUUGUCUACCUCAUCUUAACCAUUGGACUUGUUAGGCUUAAUGUAAUUUUCUCAGGUGCAAUCAGUAAAAAGACCCCGUUUGAUACUUGUUUCUUACAAAAUUCAAGUUGUGUGGAUGACUUCGUUGUAUCCUGAAAGGAUAUUACAAUGCUGUUGGAGAGGGUCCAGAGGAAGGACGCAAAGAUGAUCAGAGGGCUGAGUGCACCCACUAUGAAGACAGGCUGAGGGAGCUGGGCUUGUUCAGCCUGGAGAAGAGAAGGCUGCGGGGUGACCUCAUUGCAGCCUUCCAGUACCUAAAGGGAGCCUACAAAUAGGAGGGGAGUCAAGUCUUUCAAAGAGUAGAUAACAGCAGGACAAGGGGGAAUCGUUUUAAGUUGAAGUAAGACUUAGAUUGGAUGUCAGGGGAAGGUUCUUUACUAUGGGAGUGGUGAGGUGCUGGAACAGCUGCCCAGAGAGGUUGUGGAUGCCCUGUCCCUGGAUGUGUUCAAGGCCAGGUUGGAUGGGGGCCUAGGCAGCCUGGUCUAGUAUUAAAUGGAGGUUGGUGGGAAUGCAUGAGGUCCCUUCCCACCCAAGCCAUUCUCUGAUUCUGUGAUUAUUAGUGAGCUUAAAAAGGUAAAAUGCAUCAUACCAAGAUGUUAUGUAUUUGACUAAGACCCUUUCUAUGUAAGCAAAUUAGAACGGGAUGAUGGUUGAAGUCCAUAAGCACUGUCAGUUUAAACACUGGGUUACUGCCUAGUCAAUGGGACCUUUGCAUGUUGAUAAACCUAGCCCCAAAUGGUUUUCACAUUUUCAAUCCAUUAUUCCAAUAGAGAAAAAUAAUUUCCCAGAAAAAAAAAAGCUGUUGUUAGAAUGACUGGUAAAAGGUGGAGAAGAAUAUAGCAUCAGACUGUGUAUCACAGUCAGUCCUUGGUUGAUUUAUGUGUCACCAUGAGCAAUAAAUCUCUCCCCUUGUAUGCGUUUAAAGCUUUGUCUUUCUUUCAUUGUGCCUUUCUUCCAGAAUUAAUCUCAUAGCAGAGAAUAAACAUAAUUUCCCCUCACUUACAUCAGAUCUCUGACACAUUGUCAUAUUUCUACCAUCUGAAGCAAGCGGGAGCUGUGCAUGCUGGCGCUUGACAAACUGACUCCAUAUACAAAUAAAAAUAAUACCCUAACAUUUCCGGAUGACAUUUUAUAAGAGAUAGAAAUAUGAUACUGUGGCUCGUUAAGUGCUAGCUAUUCAGCUGAGUUCUUAUAGGCAACCAGCAAAAUUUUCUGAAAUGUAUGUCUAAGUGAUGAAUGUAGCUAUGACUAAUGUGUCUGCUGAGUUUUAUAUGUACUAUACAACACUUUCACUCCAGUGAGUUAGAAUAACGAUGGCAAACAUAAUGCUCAAUACUUCAUUAUCUCUGCUCGUCAGUCGGAACUGCUCUCUUGUCAAACGCCCAUGAGAGGGUGUGUGUGUGAGGGGUGGGUUUUCCAUUUGUUAUUUAAAUGUUUUUGAAUAAUGUUGUAAAUUACAGCUACGAUGUGCCCAAAAUAUGGAACUGCAUGUGCAAAGCUUGUGCAGCUGCUUAAGCAAUAUGCAGUUGUCUGUUUGGUGGUAUCUGCAAUUCGUAUGCAAUAUCUAUUCCUCACAUGCAUGUUCAAUUAACAUUUUCUUCCUAUCUUGUAAGUUUGGCAGGCAGAACAUUGGCAGACAAUUAAAAGUAUUUAACCCAGUAUGCCAUUUUGCAGGUCCUGAGCUUUUCCUGGCACUCAUUUUACAACCAUAUAUUAUUUAUAUUAUGUCAGAGCCAUAGCUGUGAACACCAUUUUGUAUUACAUUUUUAAUCCAGUUUGGAUGUGAAGAUUUAGGUAAUUCCUUUCGGCAGAAUGCAUAAGAGAAUGAAAUGAGUUUAUUGAGUAAAUAAGCAGUACCAAAUCCACCUCCAGACGUAAAUAAAUAUAGCUAUUGUUUCAGUUGAUGAUUCAGUCCCAUUAGAUAACUAUAUCCAGGUUUUAUACAUCUGACUUCUAGAUGUGUAAGGCCAUGUCUUCAAAUGUAUUUACAUAUGGCAAGAUGUAAACAGGAUUUAUUGAGUUCCUUGUGAGUGUAAGCACCCACAUGCAGUGUUAGGCAGCUGCAAGACCCAUCUGUAAGUGAGGUCUAUCCCCAUUGUUACCCCUUUUGAGGGUAAAAGAUCCUCAAAACUAUGUUUUUGAUGGCCCCAAGCCAUACUUCUUACAACAUCAACUUUUAAGAUACCAGUCCACAUCAAAAAUAAAGCCUUCCUAGAAAUUAAUUGGGCUGCAUCAAAAACAGCUGCAUCAGUACAACUUCAGAGGUUACCAAAUUGGGUCAAAAAUAUGAUUGAGAGGCUUGGGGCCAGAAAGUUUGGGAACUCUUAUCCUUACUCUGUUGCAGCAAUGAGUGUUACUGUGGCUGUAGUGGUCAUUUCCCUAAUAACUUUCUUCCAAACCAGGAGCAUGCCAGAUCUCUCAGCCAUCCACUUACCCCAAAGACAGCGUUUCUCUCAAGGCUCAGUAGCUGUCAUGGAGGAAUCCAAGUCUCCCCAAACAGCACAGUCUCCAUGGAAAAAUACUUGCUGGCUUGGGAAGGCUUAAAUAGUUUUCAGGUGGGAUGUGUGGGAAAGCCUCACACUGAUGGCCUGAAUCCAGCUCCACCUGGGUAAGUCUUGCUCAGGGAGGCAGACAGCCUAAUUCUUAAAGCCCCGGAGGCUCAGGUCAUUUGUGUGAAGAAAGCUUUUUCUUGAUUUAGUUGUCUAAAUUCUCAUAGUUCCUUCACCACCUCUUAAUACUAAAGAAAGGCUCUGCAGUCCCUAAGCAUCUUGCCCAGUCCAAUGUGCAGUGAAUGCUUUGAAACAUCCCAUUGGAAAUUGCUCACUUUCUACUGCUCCCAGGACUAUCAUCUCCCUCAUCUUCUUCUGAUUAAAUGAAACUUAUGUUCAACACCAGAGACUUCACGCCUAUGUCAGGUUGUUGCUACUUGGCCCUAAUAAUCUCAGUACAUUACUGCACACCAUGUUCAGCACAGAAAGCUCAGUUAGAUCGGUGGAUCCUAUGGUGUUUGCUUUAGGAGGCCCUGGGUAGUUAGCUCUAAACAUAGGCUUCCUUGUUUGUAGAUUCAGGGACUAUAUAAGCUACUCGAGCCUGAACAGGUGAGACAAUAACAUUUUAGCCUUAAAUUUAUUAUUAUAUUUUUUAAUUUGCAUUUUACGCUUUAAUUCAGAGCACUUAUUAUAUCUCAGAAUCUCUGAUGGAUGAAGUUUCUCUAUGAAAACCAUCCUUCUCAAACAGACAGCUGUCCUUGUUAGGAGGUAUAAAAGUUUACACGGAGAUAAGAGCUGCUGCAGUGUUUGUAAAAUGUCUACUUCUUACCUGUAGUCCUGAUGUGUAUCAUGUAAAUAUGUAUUUAGAAUUGUUGGGUUUUAAGCAUAUGAUGCUGAUCUAAUGAACGAGAUGCUAUGGUUUCCUAUAUAUGUCUAUAUUUAUAAUGGAGAUGGUUAGCCCUUUAGACUGUAAGUGCAAUUCAGAACUUUGCGUGUUGAGAAGCAAAUGUAUCUGCUGUAUGACAGCGUGCACGUGUGAUAAUUAUAUAGCAAAAUACGUUUGUUUUGUUGAAGAAGAUCCUACGUGGUUACAACAUUCCCAAAGGCCUGAGUCCACACGGCUGAUUAACAAUCCUCAAAGAUAUGUUAGGAAAAGAAUCUCCAUUUGGAGCUUACUGAAAGCUGGGAAACUUUUCUCAUCACUGUAGUUAUAAAAUUACAGCUUUGAAACAAACCUGUUUUUAGAUUGCAGAAAUAGCAAAAAAGGAAACGGAGAGCCUCCAUCCUCCUGGGAUCUGAUCCAGCAAGAUCGUUCUCCUAAGGAAGAGGGAAACAAAUGCUUUCAAAUGUAGUGCCAGUGCAUCCUAGCGGGACGCCAGUGGGAACACAGUGUGAUCCAGUGUGCAAACGUGGCUGUGUCCCUCUCCUUGUUGGCCACCACGGAUAGUCCUAUUCAGUCAUUUUGCACCUAUUCGAUCUUGAGUCCUGGAACACAAUUAAAAAAACAACUAAAUUGGAUUUAAAGUGGUUUACAUUGCCUCUCUGAUCAUAAAAUCCUACCUGCAUCAGCCACAGGGUGUGAUGGGUCAUUUAUAAUAGAAGCUAUAGGGCUUCCCAGAUAGAUAAUAACGUUUGAAAAACCAUUAUCACAAAUUGCCUUGGAAAACAGAAAUAGAUAACUAAAAGGUGCCUUGAUUGACCUUUAUUUCUACACAGAGCAUUUUUGUAAACCUUGAAUUUUUUCAUAUUUUUUUAUGUUCUUCACGUCAUUUUAGGAUUAAAAAAUCUCAUAUAUUUGGCAGUCAUUAAUCAUUCCGUUCUGAAUUCUUGCAGGAAAGUGAUGCAUUAUCAGUCUUAAUAGAUGCAGUUCAAUCUUUUCCUCUAGAUAACAUUAUCAGAUGAUUAUUUGCUUAAAAAAAAAAAAAAAAAAGUUAAAAGGGACUUUCUUUACAAACCCUUGCGAUAAGGACAGUGGGGUUCCUUGGAUGUGUAAGGACCAUCCAUAGGAUAAGACAUUUAAAAUGGUCUGACCUGUGUAUUUUAAACCUUUUUGGUUUGUUUUGAGAUAUCAAAAAUAAAUGGUUUCCUAUUUCUUAGCACCUAGUCAGUCUGCAGGAUAGUUCUGAAAUAGCAUUAACAAUAAAUGCUGUAGGUAGAGCAUGUUUCAACUAUAUUAUUAUAAUUUAUUGCAUUUCAUUUUAUUUUAUUUUUUUGUAUAACAAUGAGUUGUAAUUUAUGGGGCUAUUUAUACGGGGGAAAAAAAGGCAAUAUGAAAGCAUGGGUAGAGUGAUGCACAGACCAACAUGUAACAAUAAGAUGCUCAAGAGUUCCAUGGGUUAAAAUGGACCAUGGAACUUUGAAGUCCCAAGCAAGCUAAACUGUUAUCAAUUCCCAAUGUAUAUUUCAGAGAGAUGCAUUCUGUCAUGUAAGGACAGAAACAUAAAGUCUGUUGUAUUAACACAGUUGAAAGGAAUACAGGACAAUAAAUUUUAAUCCUGACUUCAGAUUUUUGAAUAAGGGGCCUGUGCUGCCUAUUCUGUUUACAAUGGCUUGUGCUUUGUGAAUACAUAUCAAAUGUUGUAAUAUAUUUUUAUUACAUAAAGUUAAUGGUUAAUACAAAGUAACAUAUAAAUAAAUACGUACUAUAUAUGUAUAUUGUGAUUUUUGUUAUAUUUACUGGUAAUGAAAUGUGAUUAUGAUUAAAUGACUUCGUGUGAGCUAUUUUUUUAUAUAAAACUUUACAUUUUAAA